GUUAUUCGCUGCAUCACUAACUAAUCCCAAUACAUUAUACAUAACAGAGAUCUGGUGACCGUCCUAGCGGGGAUCCCUUCAGAUCCGCUACCCGUGCCACCAGCAUGUCUCCUAGCUUCGCUCCGAUUGGACCACCGCGGGCUCAAGUACGCAAUCGACUUUGCUAAGGGGUGGCUGCUGGCUUACACGGGUGCCUGUCACCGGGACUUGACCGACUAGGUACCUCUUGGAGGGCUUUAUUGUCCUGGCAGGCUGGCAGGGUCAUGUUUAUAUUUAUAUAAGGCUUUCGGAUACGAAAUCGAGAAUUUUAUACUACAAUAUUGGUAACCGGGCACUAUCCGCGCGCAGGAAUAAGAUCGGGGCGUUACGAUGCGGAUUCUGUCCUUUGUCGCCCGAGUGUCCCUGAUCGUCGGCCGGGGAGUUACGGCAUAUCUCGAGACUGGCGAUGGGUCUCAGAAAGUACUUGCGUCCAGUACGGCGGAGGGAGUUCUAGAUAAGUUCGAUCCUAGCAGUAUAGUCGCCAGCACCAGAGAAGAUGCGCAGAGUCCCGCGUCGUGCGCGGCUUGCGAGUCAGUCCUCUUACAACUUAAGCUUAUAGCUGCGGCAGGCGAUAGCUUCUUCAUCCACUCUAUGACAGAGCUCUGCCAGCGAUCCGGCGUCCAAGACGCAGACGUCUGCGCAGGCUCCAUAGCUCUCGAGGGCCCCAUCGUCGCGCACAGCUUGCGCGGCCUUGCCAUCGGCUCCCGGACGUCGCGGCUGGUGUGUGUAGCGCUCAUGGGACUAUGCCAGCACCCCGAGGUCUUGCCGCAUAACGUCUCAUUCCCGUCGCCGAAAAGGUUGACGGGUAGACCGCCACCUAGUGGCUUGGAGCCGGUGCAGGUGGUGCAUUUCUCGGAUAUACAUAUUGAUCCGCUGUAUGUCGAGGGCGCGAAUGCGAAUUGCACCAAGCCGAUUUGCUGCAGGGAAUACGCCGACGCUGACAAGCCCGGCUUCAACGACUUCCCAGCCGGGCGACACGGUGAGCACACAUGCGACUCACCCGCGAGCCUGGAAGACAGCAUGUACGCGGCGAUCCAAGCCAUCGCGCCCGACUCUGCCUUCGCCAUCUUCACGGGCGAUAUCGUCGAUCACGCUGUAUGGGAUACGUCUGAGUCGCAGAGCGCGUUCGGCAUUGAGGAUGCUUACGGGCGCAUGGCACACGCUGGACUGCGCGUCUACGGCACAGCCGGAAAUCACGAAGCUUCACCUGCGAACUCAUUCCCGCCUACUCCGGCAAACGGCGACGAUAACAAUACCAACAAUAACAGCAAUGCCGCGCAAUGGUUAUACGACCUGCUCUCCACGACUUGGUCCCGGUGGAUCGGCCCACAGGCUGCAGCUACGACGAGGGAAUUUGGUGCGUACUCGGUGCAGCACAUUUCUGGCAGGGAAGGCCUAGGGAAACUGCGCGUGAUAUCUCUCAGCACAAACAUGUACUACGGGCAUAACUACUGGCUGUACGAGGAGCCUAUGCAGAGAGACCCGAGCGGACAGCUGGCGUGGCUGGUAGGGGAGCUGGAUGCAGCGGAGAAGGCAGGCGAGCGUGUGUAUAUCAUAGGGCAUAUGCCUAUGGGAAAUCGGGAUGCCUUCCAUGAUGGGUCGAAUUAUUUUGAUCAGAUUGUGCGGCGGUAUGAAGGGACUAUCGCUGCUAUGUUCUUUGGCCACACUCACUUCGACGAGUUCGAGCUAUCAUACGCAGACAAUUCGAACAAGUCUCACUCCAACGCACUAGUAACCUCUUACAUCGCACCCUCCAUGACUCCCGCAUCAGGACACCCUGCCUUCCGCGUCUACACCGUCGAUCCCAUCACCUUUGGCGUACUGGAUGCUACCACAUAUAUCGCCAACAUGAGCGACCCAUCUUUCUCAUCCCCUUCGGGACCAAAAUGGACAAAAUACUAUUCGGCACGGGAGGCAUACGGGCCACUACUAGUCGGGGAAACUGAAAAGUCGGACGCAGGUCAGAAAUUGGAAGAGCUAACUCCCGCGUUCUGGCACAACGUGACCUCGGCCUUGGAGCGUAACGAAACGGCGUUCGCGGAGUACUUUGCACGGAGGCGCCGAGGGUGGGAGAUAGGGAGGAGCUGCGACGAAAAGUGUAGACGCGCCGAGAUAUGCAAGAUGCGGGCUGCGAGAGCCGAGGAUAAUUGUGUGCCACCCGGCCUGCGGUUGGACGCUAAUGGUGGUGGGGCGGAUAACGGCCGAGGAGAAGAAGGGGUGGAAGAAGAAGAAGAUGAGUGUGGAGGCUCGGUUGUGCGUGACACCUUGGGGAGUUUGGUUGGGGAUGUAAAUAUGCUGAAGCUACUUGGGGAGUUGGCGGUUGCGAGGGAGUUAUUAUAGAUGUAACUAUAUACUAUUAGAAUGUUAGGAUGUUAGGAUGUUAUCUAUACGCUAGCAAUCUCCGUAGUUAUAGACUUUAGAGAGUGGUAGGGUUCUAGAUGAGAUAUCUAGACUUCCACUAUAUUAUAGUCAUA
This is a messenger RNA of Daldinia vernicosa, 2513 nucleotides long. Its product is annotated as sphingomyelin phosphodiesterase. The record is from RefSeq and is a predicted model, not a curated record. Gene Ontology annotation, biological process: sphingomyelin catabolic process. The coding region runs from base 370 to 2379 and encodes 669 amino acids. The transcript has 4 exons. NCBI's taxonomy places the organism in Eukaryota, Fungi, Ascomycota, Sordariomycetes, Xylariales, Hypoxylaceae. Gene Ontology annotation, molecular function: sphingomyelin phosphodiesterase activity.